AUGGCGAUCGCUUGGGGUCGGCGCGCGCUGACGGCGCUGGUGGGGAUCCCGACGGCGCUGCGGCUGCUGAGCUCGGACGUGGGCAUGCUGUGCCUCGCCACGACGCUGUGCUGCCUGUCGCUGGUGGAGUUCACCGCCACCAUCUGCCCGCAGAUCGUGCCGCAGCCCAAGGCGCGGGUGGAGAAGCAUUUGCAUCACGUGCUGCUGGUUGCGUCGGGUGCGCUGCUGUGUGGGGGCGCGUGGACGGGAAGCAAGCUCGUACACGACGCGCUGAGUCUCGUUGCGACGCUGGUGAUCGUCAUCUUCCACAUUGCGACCACCAAGAAGAUGGACCAGACAGCGCUGAUCAGGCUCCUGCUGGAUCUGCUCGCGCUGCUGUACAUCGUGAACGGCUUCAGCCACGCCGUGCUGCUGCGGUACAGCUCCGGCAAGUAUGGACUCGGGCUGCAGAUCCUCGGACUGUGCUGCGCGUGGGUCUGCGAUAGCGGUGCUCUUGUCGCGGGCUCCUUCAUGGGCCACGCUAAGCUUGCGCCGGUUGUCAGUCCAGGCAAGACCCUCGUGGGGGCUAUUGCUGGCGUCAUUUCGAGCGUCGCCACGGUUCUGGUGCUGUUUGCGCUCCCACGACUUGCUGCUGAGCUGCCGGUCGUUGGUCAGUGGUCGCACGAGCUGCUGCCCCCGCAGGAGGUGGUGUCCGUCACGCAUCAGAUGGUGCUCGGUGUGGUGCUCGGAGUCUUGUGCAUCGCUGGCGACCUGGUUGAGUCCUACGUGAAGCGCGUCGCCGGAGUGAAAGACUCGGGAGCUUUCUUCCCUGGCCACGGCGGCUGCCUCGACCGCAUGGACAGCUUUCUGUUUGUCGCGCCGUGCUUGUACUUCUACAGCCAGUUCGCUCUGCCCUGA
Molecule: messenger RNA, 897 nt
Organism: Phytophthora sojae
Lineage: Eukaryota; Oomycota; Peronosporomycetes; Peronosporales; Peronosporaceae
Exons: 3
Coding region: 1-897 (298 amino acids)
Biological process (GO): CDP-diacylglycerol biosynthetic process
Cellular component (GO): plasma membrane
Molecular function (GO): phosphatidate cytidylyltransferase activity
Source: RefSeq, a predicted model, not a curated record